Odontomachus brunneus is the source of this 2884-nucleotide messenger RNA. RefSeq names its product sarcosine dehydrogenase, mitochondrial. Gene Ontology annotation, molecular function: oxidoreductase activity; protein binding. The coding region runs from base 127 to 2790 and encodes 887 amino acids. The transcript is spliced from 15 exons. Gene Ontology annotation, cellular component: mitochondrion. Lineage: Eukaryota; Metazoa; Arthropoda; Insecta; Hymenoptera; Formicidae. The record is from RefSeq and is a predicted model, not a curated record.
ACAAGUCGUAACUAGCAGGAAAGUGGCGUGAUAACGCGUGAUUCUCUAUGUGCUAGACGUUUACAGCUUGAACUUGCGUUAAUACUGAGGUCGUACGAAAGUUGAACUCUUGAAACAAAUAGCAAAAUGUUUCGUAUAGCGACAAAUAAGUUGUCCAAGUGGAGUUUUAAGAAUGGCAGAGCGUUCACCACGAAAACAUCUAAAACGAAUGAGACGAAGCAUAUCGAAGUGCCUAGUAGUGCGGAUAUUGUUAUAAUAGGUGGUGGCAGUGCUGGCUGCAACGCACUUUAUCAAUUAGGCAAACGUGGUGUGAAUGCAGUGCUCUUGGACAAAUCUAAGCUGAUAUCCGGCACAACAUGGCACACAGCGGGUCUCGUGUGGAGUUUACGCGGAGUAUGCGAUGUGGAAAUGGAGUUACUGAAAGUCUCGCGAUUACUUUACGCGUCAUUGCAAGAAGAAACGGGUGUGAAUCCGGGAUGGAUAAACAACGGUGGAAUCUAUAUCGCUCAUUCCCCGGAACGAGUAGCCGAGUACGAGAGAUUAGUCACUAGCUGUAAGAAUUCCGGAAUCAAUGCGUACAUGGUUGAUUCAGCUGAAGCAAAGAAGAAGUUUCCCCUAGUGGAUGACAAGGCAUUUCUGGCUGCGGUGCACUGUCCAUCGGAUGGUACCAUAGACCCCGCCAUGCUAGUGAACGCGUUGUCCAAAUCUGCAGAAAGAAACGGCUGCAAAAUCAUUGAGGAUUGUCCAGUGACGAAAAUUCUCACAGAGGAGACCGAUGGUCACAAGAGCGUUCGCGGAGUGGAGACACCAUAUGGCGUUAUAAAGAGUAAGGUCAUAUUAAAUGCCGCGGGAGCGUGGUCUGGAAAUCUAGCGCGAAUGGUGGGACUGGAUAUUCCGUUGAUACCAAUGAAACAUGCGUAUAUCGUCACCGAGCCGAUGAACGUGCAGGGAUUACCGUGCCUCCGAGAUCCUGAUUUGAGUCUUUACUUCCGCGUGCAAGGCGGGAAUAUGUGUAUCGGAGGAUACGAACCGAAUCCUAUCGUGUUGGAAUCUGCACCGGAAGAUUUCUCCUUCAGUUUGUACGAGUUGAAUUGGGAUGUAUUCAACACACACGUGGAAUCGAUGAACAAACUCAUACCCGCUUUGGCGACUGCCGGAAUAAGAACGACGGUGUGCGGUCCAGAAAGUUUUACUCCCGACCAUAGACCUAUUAUGGGUGAAGACCCACGCUGCACAGGUUUCUAUUACUCCUGCGGAUACAACAGCGCCGGGAUGAUGUUCGGUGGUGGUUGCGGAGAGCAAGCAGCCUUGUGGAUGAUCAACGGACGACCGGACAAGUAUAUGUUCAACCACGACAUCAGACGAUAUAUACCGGAGCAAAGGCAAAAUUCCGUCUGGAUAAAUGAGCGCAGUCAUGAGGCUUACGCGAGAAAUUAUGAGAUUCCUUUUCCGCAUGAUGAACAUUUAAGCGGCAGGAACUUGAAAACAGAUCCUUUCCACAACUUACUCGUCAAAGAAGGUGCCGUCAUGGAGGAACGGCAGGGAUGGGAACGUCCAGGAUGGUUCUUACCAGAUAACAAAACAGCUGCAGUUUUACCGUACGAUUACGACGGUUACUACGAUACACCAAAACACACAAAUCACGUAUACGCUGAUAUAUUGAAGGCAGAACGUACAUUCAACUUCCCGGCGCAUGAUGAUAUCAUACGAGAGGAAGCACUUUCAUGUAGAAAUAACGUCGCUUUGUUCAACAUAUCCUACUUUGGAAAAUACUACUUGUGCGGGCCAGAGGCGAGCGAAGCAGCGAAUUAUAUAUUUACGUCUCAAGUGGAUCGAGAGAUCAACAGGACUGUGUACACCUGCAUGUUGAAUCGCGGCGGAGGUGUAGAGGGAGAUUGCACGGUCACUGGUCUAGAAUCUGGCAAUGGUGGUAUCGUCGAUCCUAUAUUCAAAGGAAAAGGAUUCUACAUCGUGAGCGGAGGUAUGUCAUCGUAUCAUACUCGGAUACAUAUCAACAAAAUAAUAAGAGAAAAAGGCUUCAAUGUAUCUUUGCACGAUGUCACGGAGCAAAUAGGAGUUUUAUCAGUCCAGGGCCCGAAUAGCAUCCAAGUUCUUCGAAUGUUGACCGAGAACGAUCUUUCCAACGAAUCGUUUCCAUUCUCAACGUCGAAAUUGAUGCGAAUAGACGACGAAUUGGUGCACAUGUUUAGACUCAGCUUUGUCGGUGAACUCGGCUUCGAACUGCAUAUUCCACGAAGCUCCUGCGAAAAAGUUUACAGAACCUUAGUGGAGUGCGGCAAGAAAUAUGACAUGAAACUGGCCGGCUACAGAGCGCUGUACAGUCUAAGUUGCGAAAAAGGAUAUCAUCUUUGGAGUACAGACUUGAGAUCGACUGACAAUCCGAUCGAAGCAGGUUUAGGAUUUACUUGUCGUAAUAAUGGAGAGUAUUUAGGAAAGCUCUCUGUUGAACAAUCUCGUAAAAAUGGUAUCAAGAAAAGACUGGUGCAUUUACACAUACAUAACGACAUACCACUUUGGGGUAUGGAAAGUGUUUAUAGGAAUAAUCAAUUAGUUGGUUAUUUAAGAAGAGCUGAACGUGGAUAUACUUUAAAAAGCAGUAUUGGACAAGCAUACAUCAGAGCUCCAAAUGGACAAAAUAUUACAAAGGAGUUUCUGGAAACAGGUACUUACCAGAUUGAGGUAAUGAGGAAGAAAUAUCCUGCAAAGAUGUAUCUUCACAGUCCCUUUGAUCCACAUAACAAAAGAUUGCAAGGUAUAUAUGUGAUGUAAAGUACUUGUAAAAAUUAUUUUUUUACAAUUUGGUAUCAUCUGUAAAGUAAAUAAUUAUAUAUAUAUUUGAAUAAACACAUUGCAUUAUUUCAUA